AUAGAACACGACAUUAGAAGACAGCGAAGUCGUCGUUUACUUGGUGAAAUCGCUCUCCUUCUUUCAACCAGUCUACACAACAUAACAUUAUAGCCAAGAAUUAGGAGGUAUCCAGUUCGUUUAUGCAAACAUGACCAUCUUACUUAAUUUAUUUCUUUUCUUUGUGCUCUAUACCAUCACCAACCAUCUCUUCAACAAAAUCCGAAAUCUCCCUCCAACCCCCUUCCCAUCGCUCCCCAUAAUAGGCCAUCUCCACCUCAUCAAGAAACCUCUCCACCGAUCCCUCUCCGCCUUAUCCAACUACUACGGCCCUAUCCUCCUCCUUCAAUUCGGCUACCGCCGUGUCCUGGUUGUCUCCUCCCCUUCCGCCGCUGAAGAUUGUUUCACUAAAUGUGACAUUGCUUUCGCCAACCGUCCACGUCUUCUCGCCGGCAAACAUUUAGGCUACAACUUCACCACCCUCGCUUGGGCACCGUACGGUGAUAAACUGCGAAGCCUUCGGAAAUUAUCUGCCGUGGAAGUUCUGUCAGCUCAUCGUCUGCAGUUGUUGUCUAGCAUACGUAGCGAUGAGGUGAAGUCGUUGGUUCAAUGUUUGUUCAGAAAUAAGAAAGGUGACGAACAUGUUAAUCUGAAAACUGCUUUUUUUGAGCUGAUGCUAAAUGUUAUGAUGAGAAUGAUUGCUGGGAAAAGGUAUUACGGUGAAAACGUUGAAGAAGCGGAGCAAUCGAGAAAUUUUCAGGAGAUAGUGAGGGAGACAUUCAUUGCGGCGGGGACAAAUAUGGGGGACUUUUUGCCGUUGGUGGCGGUGAUCGGAGGCGGAGAGAAGAAGCUUAAGAAACUGGGUGCAAGGAGAGAUUGUUUUAUUCAAGAUUUGAUUGAUGAACACAGACAACGAAUAGCUAGUUCUUCGUCGGAGGAGAGAACCAAAACUUUGAUCGAGGUGUUGCUGUCGCUUCAAGAAUCAGAACCGGAAAAUUAUACUGAUGAAACUAUCAAAAGCCUUAUGCUGAAUCUACUGGGAGCAGGAACUGAUACUUCAGCAGUAACCAUGGAAUGGGCAAUGUCAGUUUUAGUAAACAAUCCUCAUAUUAUAAAAAAAGCACAGGAAGAACUGGAUAGUGUCGUCGGGGACGAUCGUCUGAUGGGCGAAUCUGAUAUACCAAAACUUCCUUAUCUUCACUGCAUCAUAAACGAAGUAAUGCGAAUAUAUCCAGCAGGACCACUAUUGGUUCCUCACGAGUCGUCAGAGGAGUGUUAUAUAGGAGGCUAUCGCAUUCCUGCCGGCACAAUGUUGCUAGUGAACAUGUGGAGCAUUCAAAAUGACCCUAGAUAUUGGGAGGAGCCCACAAAAUUUAAGCCGGAAAGAUUUGAAGGGUGCGAAGGAGUGAGAGAUGGGUUCAGGUUGAUGCCUUUUGGGUCGGGAAGGCGGAGCUGCCCUGGAGAAGGCUUGGCCUUGCGUAUGAUUGCUUUAGGCUUAGGUUCACUGCUUCAGUGCUUUGAUUGGGAGAGAGUUGGCGCAGAUUUGGUGGACAUGACUGAAGGUGUUGGACUCACCAUGCCCAGGGCUCAUCCUUUGGUGGUCAAAUGUAGCCCACGUUCUUCCAUGGUCAACCUGCUCUCCAAGGUUUGAAUUAUUUUGCAUGUAUGUUGCUGUAUUAUAUUUCCAUGUAUUGAGUGAAAGCAAGAGUCAUACUAGAACUAAAUGUCAUUCGUAUUAUAAUUUAUCUUGAUAAAGUAAAAGUUGCAUUAUUGAGCUCA
Molecule: messenger RNA, 1758 nt
Organism: Mercurialis annua (annual mercury)
Lineage: Eukaryota; Viridiplantae; Streptophyta; Magnoliopsida; Malpighiales; Euphorbiaceae
Product: cytochrome P450 81Q32-like
Exons: 2
Coding region: 131-1630 (499 amino acids)
Molecular function (GO): monooxygenase activity; iron ion binding; heme binding
Source: RefSeq, a predicted model, not a curated record